Stomoxys calcitrans (stable fly) is the source of this 2350-nucleotide messenger RNA. RefSeq names its product zinc finger protein 555. Lineage: Eukaryota; Metazoa; Arthropoda; Insecta; Diptera; Muscidae. Gene Ontology annotation, biological process: regulation of transcription by RNA polymerase II. The record is from RefSeq and is a predicted model, not a curated record. Gene Ontology annotation, cellular component: nucleus. The coding region runs from base 77 to 1615 and encodes 512 amino acids. Gene Ontology annotation, molecular function: RNA polymerase II cis-regulatory region sequence-specific DNA binding; zinc ion binding; DNA-binding transcription activator activity, RNA polymerase II-specific. The transcript has 5 exons.
AAAACAACAGCUGUUCAAUCAUUUUGUUUACCUUUAGAUCUUUAAUUUGGCCUCUCACUAUAGAAAUAAAAUAAAAAUGAGUAACAAGUCUUCGUUAAAUAAUUUGUGCAGAGCUUGCAUGGUCGCUACCAUCAACCUGGGGAAAAAGCAUCAAAUUAGCAACAAAAGUAUUUACGAUUAUCCGACAGAUGAUAGAGAAGGUCCUACAAUAGAAGAAAUGCUGCAAAUGGUAACACAAAUUAAGCUUGAAACAGAGGAUAAACUGCCCAAGAUAGUAUGCUUGGAAUGCAUACAAAGCCUACAGGUGGCGCAUUCAUUCAUAGAAACCUACAGGGAAGCAAAUGAAAAGUUUCAGAAAAUAUUGAAAGAGGCUUAUAUCUCUGGAAUAAGUGAUGUCGAAAAAUUGGAAAUAGAACAAUCCAUUGAAUAUAUCGAUGAAAAUAUGCAAGAAAUGGAAGCUCUGGGGGAGGAAGAGAACGCUGCAUGCAUUUCUAAUUAUGAGAUAGAAAUUGAGAAAGUUCCCAUAUUCAUAGAAGAAGUUGCUGAAGGCGAGGCAGAAGUUGAGCUUGAUGAAUGGGAGGAUAUUGAAAUGGAAACAGAUGGCAACAAUAAAUCGGAAGACGAUGAUGAAUCACAGCACAUCUAUGGAACUAAUGAUACAAAUACGGAUGAGGAGUGGAACACUGCUGAUGCCAAAAGCAAUAAGAGAGGGACUAAAAAAACCUCCCCCAAAAGUCAAAAUGAACAAAUGAGACCAAAGCGUAAAGUACGUAUGAACAGAUUUGUGGACAAAAUACAACCUAACAAAAACGAAGAUGGUACAAUACUCUGUCAACAGUGUGAAGCUGUACUAGAAGAUUUGAAAAGUUGGCGCGAACAUAUACGUGGACAUAGAUUAGAGCAUUUAUCGAAAAAAGAAAAACAAAACAGAGGAAGUACCAAGAAAAGUUUUGAAUGUGAACACUGUGGAAAAGCUUUUCCCAAAAUAUCGGCCUACAAUAAUCAUAUACGCAUACAUACGGGCGAACAACCAUUUUUGUGCAUGGAGUGUGGUAAAAGCUUUAGAUUUGCCAGCAGCCUUAACACCCAUUUGUUAAGACAUCGAGGAGAUAAAAAUGUUCAAUGUCCACAUUGUCCAAAGAAAUUCGUAUGUUCGAGUGGUCUUUAUGGUCAUAUGAUGGUACACACUAAAAACGAUAAACCACAUAUAUGUGAUGUUUGCGGAUCUGGGUUUCAAAUGGCCUAUUUGUUGAAAAAACAUAAAUUGUAUCAUGAUGGAGUGAAGAAUUUUCCCUGCGAAUAUUGCGAUUUACGUUUUGUAACACUGGAGAAACAAAAACGACACAUGCGUACCCAUACAGGAGAAAAACCUUAUCGUUGCAAAUAUUGCGACAAAGGCUUUGCACAGAGCAAUGAUUGCAACAAACAUUUAAAACAGCACUUGGGCGAAAACAUCUUUCAAUGCGAAUUAUGCCCCUUGCGAUUUCCAUUACAAAGAGAAUUGCGUUCGCAUUUUGCAAUGCACAAAGAUGACGAUGAAGAAACGCGAAAACGAAAUUUAAUAGCUCGCGAAGCUGAAGAGAACAAAAUUAAAUUAAAAUUAGGUAUUAAGUAGAAAAAAUUAAUGUGUAAUAUUUUUAGGUUCUCGAUUUAUAUAAAGAAAUGUUUAUUAAACAUAUUUUUACUGAAAGAAAAAUGCCCAAUAUUUUGCAACUUAUAAUUAAAUAUUAAUUUAUUAUUGUAUUUAUAGAUUAGAAUCAAGAAAGACUAUCGCUUAAACUGCUGCCAGGCCAUCAGAGUCAUAGGAGGUAAUGCAUACAUCUACGCCACGGUGGCAUACAAAAGUGAUGUUUUUAUAUUUUGAGCCAAAAAAAAAAUUACGGCCGUAUUCUUAAAACUUAAUGAAGCCUUAAAAUAGGUUUAUUUGACAGUUCUAUAAAGAAUAUCUGUCAAAGAAACCUAAUCCAAAUCAACAUCAAGUUUUGUGAAUAAUGGUGUUAAAGCUGUUUAAAAUUAAAGUUAAAAAACUUACGUAAAAAUCUUGUCAUACGGCAAAAUCUCAAAAUCAAAAUCGUCUUUAUUACAAAAGAAAAAGCUUCAAAACAAACAAAACCCACUGUAAAAUUGUUGGCUUAUUUAUCGUUCCAAAUCUCCUACUAGUAUUCAUUCCUCCAUCAAACUAGCAUUUUUCAACAAAGAGAUAUGUUCUCUGUCUUGAAACAUAGUUACGAAAAAUUUCCCUACACCCUCUCACAUAUAUUGCUAUCGUUGUGGAGAAGUGACAUAUAGUUAAAAUUAAAUAAUUUAUAUAAAAUUAACAUUUAUUUUUAAGUUUCUUAAUAAAUUAACA